Messenger RNA from Pipistrellus kuhlii (Kuhl's pipistrelle), 2195 nucleotides. RefSeq names its product RAS guanyl releasing protein 2 (gene RASGRP2). The record is from RefSeq and is a predicted model, not a curated record. The transcript has 17 exons. Gene Ontology annotation, biological process: Ras protein signal transduction; positive regulation of GTPase activity. The coding region runs from base 154 to 1977 and encodes 607 amino acids. Gene Ontology annotation, molecular function: calcium ion binding; guanyl-nucleotide exchange factor activity. NCBI's taxonomy places the organism in Eukaryota, Metazoa, Chordata, Mammalia, Chiroptera, Vespertilionidae. Gene Ontology annotation, cellular component: plasma membrane.
GAGCGGAGCGGAGAGCGGGCGGGAGCCGCGGCCGCAGCCGGGCGGGCGGCGGGCGGAGCGCGCGGAGGGGGCGCCUCCCGGCCGGUGCGUCCUCCCGGUCCGGGUCCCACAGUGAGGGUCCAGUCCGAGCCCGCGGAGGCUCCCGGAGCGGCCAUGGCGGGCACCCUGGACCUGGACAAGGGCUGCACGGUGGAGGAGCUGCUGCGCGGCUGCAUCGAAGCCUUCGACGACUCGGGGAAGGUGCGGGACCCGCAGCUGGUGCGCAUGUUCCUCAUGAUGCACCCCUGGUACAUCCCUUCGUCCCAGCUGGCGGCCAAGCUGCUCCACAUCUACCAACAAUCCCGGAAGGACAACUCCAGCUCCCUGCAGGUGAAGACAUGCCAUCUGGUGAGGUACUGGAUCUCGGCGUUCCCAGCGGAGUUUGACCUGAACCAUGAGCUCGCGGAGCAGAUCAAGGAGCUGAAGGCGCUGCUGGACCAGGAGGGGAACCGCCGGCACAGCAGCCUCAUCGACAUCGAGAGCGUCCCCACCUACAAGUGGCAGCGGCAGGUGACUCAGCGGAACCCGGACGCACAGAAGAAGCGCAAGAUGUCCCUGCUGUUUGACCACCUGGAGCCCAUGGAGCUGGCGGAGCACCUCACCUACCUGGAGUACCGCUCCUUCAGCAAGAUCCUGUUCCAGGACUAUCACAGUUUUGUGACGCACGGCUGCACCGUGGACAACCCCGUGCUGGAGCGAUUCAUCUCCCUUUUCAACAGCGUCUCCCAGUGGGUGCAGCUCAUGAUCCUCAGCAAGCCCACCGCCCCCCAGCGGGCCCUGGUCAUCACCCACUUCGUCCACGUGGCAGAGAAGCUGCUGCAGCUGCAGAACUUCAACACGCUGAUGGCGGUGGUCGGGGGCCUGAGCCACAGCUCCAUCUCUCGCCUCAAGGAGACCCACAGCCACGUUAGCCCCGAGACCAUCAAGCUCUGGGAAGGUCUGACAGAACUGGUGACGGCCACCAGCAACUACGGCAACUACCGGCGGCGGCUGGCGGCCUGCGUGGGCUUCCGCUUCCCCAUCCUGGGGGUGCACCUCAAGGACCUGGUGGCCCUGCAGCUGGCACUGCCGGACUGGCUGGACCCAGCCCGGACCCGGCUCAACGGGGCCAAGAUGAAGCAGCUCUUCAGCAUCCUGGAGGAGCUGGCCAUGGUGACCAGCCUCCGGCCGCCGGUGCAGGCGAACCCUGACCUGCUGAGCCUGCUCACGGUGUCGCUGGAUCAGUAUCAGACGGAGGACGAGCUCUACCAGCUGUCCCUGCAGCGGGAGCCGCGCUGCAAGUCGCCAACCAGCCCCAUCAGCUGCACCCCGCCCCCCCGGGCCCCCGUGCUGGAGGAGUGGACCUCGGCGGCCAAGCCCAAGCUGGACCAGGCGCUCGUGGUGGAACACAUCGAGAAGAUGGUGGAGUCCGUGUUCCGGAACUUUGACGUCGACGGGGACGGCCACAUCUCUCAGGAAGAGUUCCAGAUCAUCCGUGGGAACUUCCCUUACCUCAGCGCCUUUGGGGACCUCGACCAGAACCAGGACGGCUGCAUCAGCCGGGAGGAGAUGAUCUCCUACUUCCUCCGCUCCAGCUCCGUGCUGGGCGGCCGCAUGGGCUUCGUGCACAACUUCCAGGAGAGCAACUCCCUGCGCCCCGUCGCCUGCCGCCACUGCAAGGCCCUGAUCCUGGGCAUCUACAAGCAGGGCCUCAAAUGCCGAGCCUGUGGGGUGAACUGCCACAAGCAGUGCAAGGACCGCCUGUCGGUGGAGUGCCGGCGCCGGGCCCAGAGCGUGAGCCUGGAGGGGUGCGCGUCCUCCCCCUCCCCCACGCACACCCACCACCGCACCUUCAGCUUCUCCCUGCCCCGCCCAGGCCGGCGAGGCUCCCGGCCCCCAGAGAUCCGGGAAGAGGAGGUACAGACGGUGGAGGACGGAGUGUUUGACAUCCACUUGUAGUGAUGCUGUGACUGGAUCAAGCACGCAUGCCUGCCUUGGAGCAAAGACCUGGACCGGAGCAGGGAGCCGGGUGCUGGGGCAGCAGGCUGGGCUGGGGGGUGGGGCAUGCGGGUGGCAUGUGGUUGAGGGCAGGGCCAGGGCUGGUGUCCCUAAGGUUGUACAGACUCUUGUGAAUAUUUGUAUUUUCCAGGAAUAAAAAGGCCCGUGUCAUGAACCUA